Colius striatus (speckled mousebird) is the source of this 1912-nucleotide messenger RNA. It is a transcript of the gene B3GNT4, whose product is annotated as UDP-GlcNAc:betaGal beta-1,3-N-acetylglucosaminyltransferase 4. The transcript is spliced from 2 exons. Bases 64 to 1179 code for a protein of 371 amino acids. NCBI's taxonomy places the organism in Eukaryota, Metazoa, Chordata, Aves, Coliiformes, Coliidae. Gene Ontology annotation, molecular function: hexosyltransferase activity. Gene Ontology annotation, cellular component: membrane. The record is from RefSeq and is a predicted model, not a curated record.
CUCAGUAGCAACAGAAGGGCUUGUCUCCCUCCGGCGGCACAGGGCUCUGCACGGCAGCUCACCAUGCACCCCCGCGCUAAAAACCUGGCCCUUUACGCCUUCUCCAUCACGCUGCUGGGCUGGGUCUUGUACAUGAAGAAAGAGGCAAAGCUGGCGGCGUCCUCAGCGAGCCAGAGACUGGAUCCAGCAGGUCACAGCCCCACUUUGGCUCCGGGCAGGGCUGAGCCCAGCAGGUGUUUGCCGAACCUGGCCCUGGCCAAUUCUUCCGUGGCCCUCCCGGAGCUUCACCGUGUUUUCUUGACGUACAAACACUGCCGGAGCUUCCCGGUGCUGCUGAAGCCUUCGAGGUGCAGUGAGGACACCUUCCUCCUGCUGGUGAUCAAAUCCUCCCCCAUCAACAUCGAGAGGCGAGCGGCCAUCAGGAACACGUGGGGCAAGGAGAUCGCCAUCGCCGGCAGGAGCAUCAGGCUCGUGUUCCUCCUGGGGCGCUCGGAAGCCAACGUCCAGGUGCAGCCCCUGCAGCAGCUGCUGGCUUACGAGAGCCAGGAGUUUGAUGACAUCUUGCAGUGGGAUUUCCUCGACAACUUCUUCAACUUGACCCUGAAGGAGCUGCAUUUCCUGCGCUGGUUCCAGGAGGGCUGCCUGCACGCCAGCUUCGUGCUGAAGGGCGACGACGACGUCUUCGUCAACACUUACAACAUCGUGGAGUUCCUCCGGGAGCUGGACCCCGGGCGGGAUCUCUUUGUUGGGGAUGUGAUCAGCAACGCCCGGCCCAUCAGGAACACCAAGGUCAAAUACUUCAUCCCAGAGUCCAUGUACACAGCCUCCUUCUAUCCCCUCUACGCUGGUGGAGGGGGAUACGUGAUGUCCAGAGAGACCGUGCGGCGGCUGCAGAGCACCGCGGAGCACACCGAGCUCUUCCCCAUAGACGAUGUGUUUGUGGGGAUGUGUCUGGCAAAGAUGGCAGUGACCCCAAAGAACCACCCUGGCUUCAAGACUUUCGGGAUCCAAAGACCUUUCAAUCCCUUCGACCCCUGUUUGUACAAAGAGCUGAUGGUUGUGCACAAACUGAACCCCACCGAGAUGUGGAUCAUGUGGACCCUGGUGAAGGACGAGGGCAUGAGGUGUGCGGCGGCGGUGACACGCAGCCACAGCAAGGGCUGGAAAAGCAGCUCCUGAUGGGCACAGAGGGAUUGGGACUGGUGACACACACGGGGUACUUAAACUAGAAAUGAGCAGGGGUAGAAAUGUAUCCUUUACUAACAGACUGGGCUUGAGCAGGGGGGUUGUUUCGCAGUGAACCUUUCUCGGUGGGUUAUGGAGCAGUUGAAUUGGCACGGGGUGGGGAUGGGGCCGUGGCACAGGGGGCUCAGCUCGGUUCCUGGGGCCAGAGGAAGCCACAAGUGCCACAGGGAUGUGAGUGAGUGGCCACCUGCCAUGGAGGCUCUGCAGCACCAGGGCUGGUGUCUGACCACCAGCCAAAUGCAGACUUGUGGAGGGAAGUUGAUGACUAACGAGUGACAGAGCACUUGAAAUUACUUGGAGGGGUGGAACAAAGGCCAGUGUGUGCUGCUGGGUCCACUGCAGAGCAACUCCAGUGUCCCAGGCCAGCAGUCCCACAGGCCCUACCCAACAGCAGGAGGAAAGGGAGUGAAGUGGGGAAAGGAAAAACAAACCACCUCAGGAACAUAUUGCCUUAACACAGCCCCAUGAUCCAAGGGACUGGGCUCUGGCUCAAGCCCUUUGGAGUUUACAGGAGUUUAUUACAGGUUUAUUUGCACUGGAAACUUUUGCACAAACACUUUGUGAUGAGGUCUGAGAGGAGCAGUGUGUCCAGGAUGAUCAUGGUGAUAGUUGCUUUUGGUGUUUUGUUGUUGUAACGUGGGGUACAAAUAAAACACAGUGCUGAAAA